UUCCAAUUGUAGUACAUGAUGAUCACUUGCAAGAUACUUAGGUGGUUUUAAAGAAAGAGAAACUCCAGAAAAGUAAAACAUUCGAGGCCUCUGUAGCCAUCCAUCCAUCAUGAUUGGUGGUUUAUUUCAGUCGUUAUCACGCCCAAGGUUAUUCAUAGGACCGAUACUACCUGUCUCCCUUCCGUCGCAUCGUCGAUUUUGGCAGUUCACAUCGCUGAAUGCGGGUCACCGACCAAUAUUUAUGGCAGGUGGUAGAUAUAAUCUGAUCGCUUAGUGUUACCAACAGUGUCACCCCAGAUAAUAUAUUUUCUCCUAUUUACUCUACUUACUAAGAUUGAAAAGAUCUAUAUGAUACCAGGUCUAUCGUGGGGGUGACCAGGUAAUGUUGUAAGUAAUGACUACAUGUUAAUGAUUACCUUUCUUCUUCUACUUUGGUAUAUAUACGUACUGGGUUGCAUCGAACCGGAGCCAUCCAACAACACUCUUUAAAUAUAUGUAAAUACAACUUAUGAACCAAAAAAUUCAUAAAAAUCACAUCAACCAUGUUAACUAUCUCUAUAAUCGUCGCGUUCCUCGGAACUUCUGCUUUCGCGAGCCCAUUGACGCCAUUGUGGCCUAGGGACUGCAUAACUCCUCCUGGUGACGGCUACGGGUGUAGUGAGGCCGACUACUACCCGGACUGCUCCGUCUGUGUGUUGAACUGCACUGGAGGUCGCUGUAACUACAAUGGAAAGGGUACACAAGUAACAUGCUCGGCGUGUCCGGCGAGUAACGGUACAAUUACGCCCUAAUCAAUCAUGUUUCUGGUUUUCAGUCUAUUCUAUAUUCUUCAGAAUAUACAGGCAAGACAUUAAGGACACAUGGCGGAGAGGGAACGCAAUAAUUCGAGAAAGCACGCCACCAAAUCCAUGGGAUACAAAUUGGCUAAAGUCUAGCCACCCUAUUCUUGUAUAUAUUUUUGGUUACAUGCGCACCAAGUUACUGGUUGAAUUCGAGUAAUAGGUUUUGGUAGCAUAUCUUUGUACAUAUUAUUCUCAUAAAUCCACGAGUUGGCCAAAAGCUGAUGGCGAGGAUGAGAGUGUCGAGAGUCUAGCGAUGCAUUCAACAUUUUUUCAAUCUCCUAAAUGGUGUACAUAGAUCUUUCAAGGCUCCUGUGUAGGUGAAAACGUAAG
Messenger RNA from Hypoxylon trugodes, 1172 nucleotides. RefSeq lists its product as uncharacterized. Lineage: Eukaryota; Fungi; Ascomycota; Sordariomycetes; Xylariales; Hypoxylaceae. The transcript is spliced from 2 exons. The record is from RefSeq and is a predicted model, not a curated record. Bases 543 to 791 code for a protein of 82 amino acids.